GUGUGUGUGUGUCUCUCUGGCUGUGUGUCUCUGGCUCUGUGUGUGUGUGUGUCUCUCUCUCUGGCUCUGUGUGUCUCUGGCUCUGUGUGUGUGUCUCUCUCUCUCUGGCUCUGUGUGUGUGUGUCUCUCUCUGGCUCUGUGUGUGUGUGUCUCUGGCUCUGUGUGUGUGUGUGUGUGUCUCUGUGUUUUCCUGGAAGCAGAGCGCCAUCUUCGCUGAGCAUGGAGGGGGGGUUAAACGGGAAAACGCAAGGAGAAAACUCUUCUUCCGGCUAAUAACCCUGUUUCCUCAAAAGGAUUUACUUCAGAUUAUGAUUUCAUUUCUUAAUAUUCUGGAUUUUUUAAAGGGAUUUCAACACCAGCCUGGGAUUUCUCAUUAUUUUUUAAACCUCGUUGUUUUGUUUAUGUGUUAGCAAAGCUAGCCAGCUAGCCUCUUGACUUCCAGUCGGAUAUGGCGUCUUCCAAUCCAGACAUACCUGAUGUGCCUGCUCUGGGGGUGGCAGUGCCGGCCGGAUCUCACGCCAGCGCCGGAGCCAUCGUCCCGAAGGGCAGCAACAAACGAGCCGCCACCUCUGACUUUGAUGAUGAUGAAGGAGGGAAGCUCUUCAGGUGCGAUGAUGAAACGGCCAACGCUAACGAUAAAGAGAGAUUUGCUAGGGAGAACCACAGCGAGAUCGAGCGACGCAGGCGCAACAAGAUGACGGCCUACAUCACGGAGCUGUCGGAGAUGGUGCCCACGUGCAGCGCGUUGGCACGGAAACCGGACAAGCUCACCAUUCUGCGCAUGGCAGUGUCUCAUAUGAAGACUCUGAAGGGCAGUGGCAACACUGGCACAGACGGCACAUACAAGCCGUCCUUCCUCACGGAUCAGGAGUUGAAGCAUCUGAUACUGGAGGCAGCGGACGGUUUCCUCUUCGUGGUGUCGUGCGAGAGCGGGCGUGUGGUUUACGUGUCCGAUUCGGUCACACCGGUGCUGAACCAGGCUCAGUCCGAUUGGCUCGGCUCGUCUCUGUAUGAUCAGCUCCACCCCGAUGAUAAGGACAAACUGAGAGAACAGCUGUCCACCGCUGAGAACAACAACAGUGGCCGCAUGCUGGAUCUGAAGACGGGCACAGUGAAGAAGGAGGGAAGCCAGUCGUCUGUGAGGAUGAGCAUGGGGGCGCGUCGCUCCUUCAUCUGCAGAAUGAGGUGUGGGACGUGUCCUGUCGACCCCGUGAGCAUGAAUAGACUCAGCAUUCUGAAGAGCAGAAACAGGGGCGGAUUGGGUCCUUUGAAAGACGGAGAAACUCUGUACGUGGUGGUGCAUUGCUCGGGAUACAUCCGAUCCUGGCCUCCUGCAGGCGUUUCUCUGUCUGAGGAAGAGUGUGAGAGCGGGCAGGGCAACCGCUACUGUCUCGUCGCUAUUGGAAGGCUGCAGGUGACAUGUUGCCCCAGCGAAAACAGCAUGAACACCGUCAGCAUGCCGGUCGAGUUCAUUUCUCGGCACGACUGUCAAGGGACGUUCACGUUCGUGGAUCAUCGCUGUUUCGCUACAGUGGGCUAUCAGCCUCAGGAACUUCUGGGAAAGAACUUUCUCGAACUGGCUCAUCCUGAGGACCAGGGGCUCCUGAGGGACAGCCUCCAGCAGGUGGUAAAGCUCCAGGGUCAGGUCCUGUCCGUCAUGUUUCGCUUCUGCACCAAAUCAGGCGAGUGGAUCCUCAUGCGGACGAGCUCGUUCACCUUCCAGAAUCCGUACUCGGAGGAGAUAGAAUACAUCAUCUGUACCAACACUAAUGUCAAUAAAGCUCCGAAUCAGGACUCUCUCUCCCCUCUGUCCUCCCCCAGGGGGGCGUUACCCCCUUCUCUGGGGCAGAACAGCCCCAGCUGUCCCCCAGCCUCCAACCCGGGGCAGAUAAAACACGCCAGGCAGCUCCAGCAGCAGCAGCAGGCUGAGAUGGAGGGAGGAGGAGGGAGAGAGGAAAUUUACGAGGCCGGACAGGUGACUCUGCCUCAGGUUCCAGUACAGCCAGUAGGACCAGAUCCGAAUCAUUCUAAGGUUUUGUCCUCCAGUGCACCCCCUACUGGACAGCAGGUUUAUAGUCCUUCUGCCUCAUUCAGUGCAAACACGUGUGCAAACGAGUCCUUCAGGCAAGCUCCUUCAGCAACCCAGAUGUUGUCCCACAUGUCACGUCAGAGCGCCCCCUCUGGUGUCCCUGUGAACAGCAGCAGCCCAGUUCAGACUCAGAGCGCAAACCCUGCACCCCCUGGAGCCUGGGCCCAGCCACGUGCUCCCUUCAACGCACAGACAGGGAAAAGUCAGUCAGCCCAAUUUUCCAUGGGCAAUUUUAGCUCCGCCCCUUCCUCAUCAGCAUCAUCCUCUUUUGGACAAAUGGGUGGAGCUUCAGCGAAUAUAGCAGCCAACACAACUAAUUAUUCGCAGAUCAACGCUCGCAACCAUCAGUCCACGAACGGAUAUGGAGACGUGAGCCAGUCGGCAGUGCAGUUCUCCUCCAGACCAGCAGAGGCAGCAGCGUGGCCACAAUGGCAAAAUCAGCCCCACACGCAAAACGCAGCAGACGCACAUCCUCAUAUCCAGAACAGCCAACCAGAGAUGUAUCCCGAUGUUCUGUCCAUGCUGGAUUCAUCUGCAAACUUCAGCAAUGAAGACUUUACUGAAAUGCCCAUGUUCCCUCCGUUUCCUGAGUGAUCCUCAUCAUCCUCUUUGUAGCCUUUUUCUUUUCUUUCCUUGUCUCUCUUCUUCUUCUCAAGUUGAUCAAGAAACAAAAUGAGGGGGGAUUUGUUGAGAUUUUUCUUUUGUUUUUUUUAAUUAUUGGCUGUAAAAUGGCUCAGAGUUUUCCUCAACGCAGGAAGCGCCUGUGUUCUCGUAACCACGCACAAGUGCACAAAGUACGCACGAUCAGUCCAACACACUGAGUUAGUUUUAUUCCGUCGCGCCCCCAGAAACGUGCGCACGCACACGCGCGCGCGCACACUUGGAGACGUUUGCAGUUUCAGCCCAAACACAAGGAACGUGUUGUUUCAAUUUUAUAUUCAGUAGCAAUAACUGUUUGAUAUUUUACAACAUUAUUACGAUAUAAUAGAUAUAUUUUUUUAAAAAAAAGGGAGGUCCGUUUCCUGCCUUCAUUGCACUGCCGAAAAAUGCUACCUACGUAGGAUGCCUUCUCCUCCGCAGAGCACAGAGGGAGUGACGACAAUUUCACAACUGAAUACUGGGAUAUUGUAGAGCUGAUUAUAGCCGACGUAAAUUGGCACACACUCACUGUGAGCACUUCCCUGGAAACAAUCAUGCAUUUUCGGGUUCUUCGGAAAACAAUUAAAAUGAUGAUGAUUCUCAUUAAUCACUCUGAAAGUGUGUCUUCAUGAAAAAUAAAGGCACACAAUUCUGGACUUUCAUUUCUGUUUGCUUUAUUUUUAAGUUGUUCGAAAAUGACUUGAUAAAUAAAUCAUUCAUCACGCAGUGAAUCUGGUUCGGGUCGAAGAUGUAGAGACAAAUUAGCGACCGCUCGAGUAUUUAUUUAUUUAAUGUGAAGUUCCUGGAUGAGAAAUCUCUGCUUCCUUGUCCUAAUUUGCAUAUGCAAAUUAGCCCAGUGGUGCUCAGUUAUUCAAUUUUCUUGCUUUCCUGAUCUUCGACAAUCACUUUUGUUCAAAUUUGAUUUCUAAACUCCAGUCCAUGUUAGUGUAUAUGUAGGAAUGAAUUCCAUUUUUAUUUAAUUCUGGGGGCGUUUGUCAAUUUCCUCAAAAAAACCAAAACCCAUAAGAAAUAUUGCAUACAGUCUCAAAUAAUGAACUGUUUCAAGGAUACUUUUUAAAAAAAAAAAACUUUUUUACCCGAGAUUUCAGAUGAAAUCUAGGUGUGAAUUGUUUGCUUCUUUUAUAACAGAAUUAUGGACUUCAUUUCAGCUUUUAUUAUUAUUAUUAUUAUUAUUAUUAUUAUUAUUAUUAAAUGCGUCCAUAAGAAUGCAUGUCUGGGGACUUGCCCUGAACAUAAUUAAAAUAUGGACGAUCACAAAUACUGAACUUUGAAUUCUUUUCCUAAAAUACCUACCUACAGUUUAAUAAUUUCCGAUUUUUUUUUUCUUGUCGAACAUUUACAUUUAAUUAUUUUCAUUCUUCUCUCCUUGAACUUAAGAAGAAAUCGACAAACCAAAGAUUCCCAUAUUUUGCAGUUGUUUUAAAAUGGAUUCCUUUUUUUUUUUUUUUUGUAAAGGAUUACAUGUAUGUUUGGGGGAGAUUCGUGUCUCAUUUACGAUCUAAUUUACAUAUGCAGAUUAGCCAGGCGGGGCAUGAAAACAAGGGGGAUUUAUUCUUGUUUAUUGUUGUAUUUUCUUUUUUUGUUUGUUUGUUUGUUUUAAGCCUUGACUGCAGAUGUGAAAAUGCAGUUUAUAUAAUUACACAAAUAUUAAAAAAAUAUAUGUAUAUGAAAAUGUUAAAGAGAAAUUGUUUGGCUUUUUUUUAAUUAAAUUGUUAUAUUGUCAAAAAGAAAUAUGGUUUGCAUGGUGAGCUUUUUCAAAUCUGUACUUUUAUUAUUUGUAAAUCUAAAUGUAUAAAUAUUUUUCAAAUCAG
Molecule: messenger RNA, 4560 nt
Organism: Neoarius graeffei (lesser salmon catfish)
Lineage: Eukaryota; Metazoa; Chordata; Actinopteri; Siluriformes; Ariidae
Gene: arnt
Product: aryl hydrocarbon receptor nuclear translocator
Exons: 21
Coding region: 449-2683 (744 amino acids)
Biological process (GO): regulation of transcription by RNA polymerase II
Cellular component (GO): transcription regulator complex; aryl hydrocarbon receptor complex; nucleus
Molecular function (GO): DNA-binding transcription factor activity, RNA polymerase II-specific; RNA polymerase II cis-regulatory region sequence-specific DNA binding; protein dimerization activity
Source: RefSeq, a predicted model, not a curated record